Syngnathus acus (greater pipefish) is the source of this 2071-nucleotide messenger RNA. Its product is annotated as transmembrane and coiled-coil domain protein 3-like. Lineage: Eukaryota; Metazoa; Chordata; Actinopteri; Syngnathiformes; Syngnathidae. Gene Ontology annotation, cellular component: endomembrane system. The transcript has 6 exons. The coding region runs from base 293 to 1603 and encodes 436 amino acids. The record is from RefSeq and is a predicted model, not a curated record.
ACAGCCUCUCAGUCGUUUGACGAGUUGCUGGCGGCGUUUCGAACGUGUCAGUGGCGCCGGGCUGCCACGGUGGGCGAAACUCACCAUCGUCACUGGAGGAGUCGAUGUAGUGUGUUGUGGUGCAGUCCGGUGUCUCGGAACCGGCGAUGUUUUCGUGUUGUAGACACUAACGGAUUACUUUCGGGUCGAAGACUGGAACCCAGUCGAGCCGGGACUAUGUCCGGAACCGGUGGAGCAGUUGCGGGGAAAAGUUUACCACAAGUCGGGCUGCGGUUACCCCGUCGACGCUAAAAUGGCGGAGCGUAGCGGCUGCGAUGUCCUCAGCAUCCCGGUGCCCAUGCGGCGCGGCGGCUCCGAGUCCAACCUGGACGUGGUGGACGGCGUGGGCCUGGACUUCAACAAGGGGGCGCUGGGCAUCGACAGCCUGCAGCAGAAGAUUGUCAAGGUGACGGAGCAGAUCAAGGUGGAGCAGACGGCCCGGGACCAAAACGUGGCCGAGUACCUGAAGCUGGUCAAUAACGCCGACAAGCAGCAGAUGGUUCGCAUCCGCCAAGUGUUUGAGAAGAAGAACCAGAAGUCGGCGCACUCCAUCGCCAAGCUGCAGAGGAAGCUGGAGCAGUACCACCGCCGCGCCAGGGACGGCGAGGCCAACGGCAAGCACGGCCACAAGAACGACACCCGGGACGCGUCGGCGGGGCACGGCAAAGAGGGCGGCCUGCCUCACUCGGUGCGCCACCUCGCGCUGGACAAGGUCAAGACCAUCGGGCCGGGCGUGUCGCUCUCGCCGCCGUUCUUCUUCAACAAGUCGCGCGGAUUCGCCAGCCUCAUCCGCAACAAGUACGGCAGCGCCGACAACAUCACGCAUCUCAAGAGCAUGGAGGCCGGCGCGGGGCUGCGGGGCGAGGCCGGCGGCCGCGGCCUGAGCGGCAGCGCCACCACCGUGGCCAAGCCCACCAAGUACCACAGCGACGACGAGUGCUCCUCCGGCACCUCGGCCUCCGCCGACUCCAACGGCAACCCCGUUAGCGGCGGCGGCCGGCUGGCAGAAGUCCUGGAGAUGGUCCGGGACAUCCGCGAGUCGCAGACGCGGCUGGGGCACGACGUUGAGGCGCUCAACGCGCAAUUCAAGCGCGACUACGGAUACUUCACUCAGGUGCUGCAGGAGGAGCGCUACAGGUACGAGCGUCUGGAGGACCAGCUGAACGACCUGACGGAGCUCCACCAGCACGAGACCGGCAACCUGAAGCAGGAGCUGGCCAGCAUCGAGGAGAAGGUGGCCUACCAGGCCUACGAGAGGGCCAGGGACAUCCAGGAGGUGCUGGAGUCGUGCCAGACGCGCGUGUCCAAGCUGGAGCUGCAGCAGCAGCAGCAGCAAACGGUGCAGCUGGAGAGCGCCGACGCCAAGGUGCUGCUGGGCAAGUGCAUCAACAUCAUGCUGGCCUUCGCCACCGUCAUCCUGGUGUGCGUGUCCACGGCGGCCAAGUUCGCCGCCCCGCUCCUGCGCAGCCGCCUCCGCCUGGUGCUCACCUGCGUGGCCGUGUCCCUCCUGGCGCUGCUUUGGAAGAACUGGGAGCAUUUGCCGUGCGCCUUGGAGCGACUGUAACGUCCGCCGUGCUAUGAUGCCAUGCAUCUGCCAUCUUUACUCUUCAAAACGAUCAUGCGCAAGAGUGGCGGUGAAUGUUACCCAAAUGCACGUUGUGUCAAUUUGACACAUUUUCGAGUGUUUAUCAGUCUCUCAACUGCCUUUUAUGAUGUUUUGUGCUACGUUUAAGCACAGUUCAAAGCAUUCCCAAUGGUUUCUGAAUAUUUCCUUCUUGGCUUUUUUUUUUUUUUUUUCUUUUAACCACUCGACUUGAAGACUGUACAACGAAUGCGCAAAGGAGCAACUCGGAGGAGGACGUUUGUUGUAAAGUGGUGCCGCUUCAGUAAUUCCAAGUUCACCACUUAAAAACUUGAGUUGCAACUCGAGUGUGACCUGAAUAAUGGAGGUGGACUGUCGCGCUCGCACCAAAUAUCACUGUGAAGAAACAAAUAGCCGCCUUGGUUUUGUCCCCUUUUAAAGCCAAAUAUU